Molecule: messenger RNA, 1843 nt
Organism: Monosiga brevicollis MX1
Lineage: Eukaryota; Choanoflagellata; Craspedida; Salpingoecidae
Exons: 1
Coding region: 410-1843 (477 amino acids)
Molecular function (GO): protein dimerization activity
Source: RefSeq, a predicted model, not a curated record
CACACACAUAUUUCUGAUCAAAACGGCAGCGCCCUCUGGCUGCCCCCGCCGCCUCGCUCACUCACUCACUCACUCACUCGCUAUUGGGGCAGUGUUGUAACCACAUCGCCAAGCCGGCCCCUCAUUCGCUUGACCAUACUUCCUUGACACAAGCCAAUACGCUCGCCCCCCCUUACCGCAUUGAAAACUGAGAGAGAGAACUCUCGCGCGCGCUCUCUCUCUCUCUCUCUCUCUCUCUCUCUCUCAGUCGGGUCAGUCGGUCGGUCAGCUGGUCGGGGUGACUGGCACGAUUCCCCCCCCUUCCCGCUCUCGCCGACGCUUAUACAGACAACAGUAUACCAGUUCUUCCGGGAGUAGACAACGACUGUAAACUGGUUGCUGCCCACCGCGCUCCUCAGGUCCGCAAACCAUGAAUAUGCAGUCAGACCCGGACUCCCCGAUGCUUGGCAGCGGGCACAGCGGCAACGAUGAUGCCGGUUCCAACACGGGGCAGCAUCCUGUCAAACGAACUCGCCGUCAGAUUCGCCACCGCGUACGUACCCACCACCAUCACCAUCCGCUGCCGUUUGCCUCGACGCUGGUACACGGAAGAAGAGAAAAUGAGACAUGGCGCAUUGGGUUGCUCACUUGCCGUCACCUUGGCGCUCCCCCCCCUCAACAGGAAACGGAGAAGCUUCGCCGGGAGCGAUUGGCAGAUGGUUAUUCUCGCCUGCAAGACUUGUUGGUCUUGCCGCGGACCCUCGAAAAGUCGGCCGUGCUCGAAUCUGCAGCCGCCCGUAUCGUUGAGCUGACCAAGGCGUUGGAGCGGGUUGAAAAGUCAAAUGCUGUUCUGACAGAACAACUCGCCCAAUCUCAGCAACAGCAACAGCACCAUCAACUCCAGCUUCUUCAAUUGCAACAGCAGCAGCAGCAGGUCACACACACCUUCUCGCACGGCUCAAGUAGCAUCUACCCCACGCAGCCUCAGCACCAGCAUGGACACUUGACCAUGCAUGCCCCGCAGCAAACGCUCGUGGGCUCCCCCAACAGCGAUCAUAGCAGCAGUAGCAGCCCUACUCAAUCAGGGCUCAUCGCCGCGCCUGGGUCUUUCCCCUCUCACCCCCACGACCCAGUUCACCACAAGACCUCCAACUGGCCCGCACAGGAUCAUCGUCACCACUCAGACCGUGGCGAUGCAUGGCAGGGCCUGACCAUGCGUACAUCUGCCUCCUAUACGUGGGACAUGGACCAGAAACCGGGAGUUGAGGGCAACCUACACUUUGCCCCCUUAGCCUCCUCCCACACCAUGCGAACACACCAAAACCGGCCUGCGUACGCCGGUGCAAGCUCCACCUUCAAUCGCGACUUGCUUGACCUAGCCAUCGACUACCCUCACCAAGGCAACAACCCCGGCACCACGGAUGCUGAUGUUGAAGUCUUAAGCACCCGCAAUGCAAUGGACGUGUACGACAUCAUGAUUGAGCUCAAGGUCAACCCCUGCAUUGGUCGCUUUAAGUGUCAGGGACCUCGCGUUCUAGAACUGAAUACCCAUGCCGAAAACAUGCUCGGAAUCACGGCCUGCUCCAUUGCAAACACCCUAAACUGGCAUAAUCGGGUCACAGUACCGGACGACCCCAUGUUGAAUGUGCGAGACCUCAUUCAGUUUCUGAGUGAUAAGAGCCUUCUCCUCCGCUCCGUACGGCGGAUGCGCACCUCCACAGGCGAAGUUAUCUGGUCUUACGGCGUCACUCGCAUUGUUGAACUUUUUGAUAUCAUGUAUCCCGUUCUUGAGAGCAACUUCAUCCCCAUCGAACCUCCUGCUGACGGCCGUGCCCUCGUGGUCGUCGAACCGCGAAACCCGUGA